Peniophora sp. CBMAI 1063 is the source of this 1947-nucleotide messenger RNA. Lineage: Eukaryota; Fungi; Basidiomycota; Agaricomycetes; Russulales; Peniophoraceae. The record is from the annotation of a GenBank genome assembly.
AUGAUAUCGUCUCGCUCCAGCUCUUCGUCGUCCACUCGGAGCGAAGAGGAAUUGCCGCUCUACGCCUUCGACCACGGCGCUGGCGCCUGGCCACGAUGGAGUAGCAGACCGCAGUCCGUCUUCCUGCGUUACCGUCGUACCCAUCCUGGUGCUACGUUCUUCGGUUCUGCCGCAGUACUGGGGUCACUCUUCUACGUCUUGUCGUCGUCACUCGGCCACAUCGUGCUCUCCACGCAAGCACCGUCAUGGUACACCAACGGCCUCCAGAGCUUCCAUCUCGCAGGAGUACCGGUGCAAUCCAACGCUCUUGAGCCCACCGGCUUCUUCGACAUUACGCCUGGUGGCCUCCCGGACCACCUCAUCGAAUACUCUCGCAUCAGCUCCGAGGACGUCUCCACGAUGCUCGCCAGCACCGACGGCUUCUUUGCACGCGAUUACAGUCUUCACCUCGGUUGGAAUAACAUGCGCUACAUCAUCGAAGCCGCGUUCCUUCAGGCGCGCAUCCUCAACCGUGUCCUUAUUCUACCCUCCUUCGUGUACGCGCGCGCAUGCGAGUACAGCAUCGACGUCUGCGCGGAGUUCGCCGACAUGGUUAACAAGAACGAGGCGAUGAAUACCGGCGUCUGGAGCGACUUGCCGCUGGAACAGCAGAUGGGCUACCGCAUCCCGAUCCCUCUGAUGCUCAACAUCACCGCGAUGCGCGCCGUUCACCCCGUCGUCCUCGUCUCGGACUUCCUCCGCCUGCACGACCUUCCCCUGGACAUCGAGGUCGGCAACGGUCACUGGGGCCGCGAAGCGUACCAUACUCAUGCCCCCAUCCACGGCGCUCCCCUUGGCGCACCGGACCUUUAUGUGGUGAAGAAUGAGUGGUACGACGAGGGCUUCUACCGCGUUGACGUACUUCCCGAGGAUAUGAAGAGGCGCGGUGGAUGGGUGUCCGCCGCAGCGAGUGUCGAUGGGCCCACCGGUCACUGGGAGGAGCGCCAGGAGAACGACGUUUCUCUCCGCAUGCGCGAGUCGUUCGACUCAUGGGGUCACCUGCUUCCGUGGAAGGACGCAAUUGAGACGCUCCGGGUCACUUCCGCCCGCGACACGCACGACUUGGACAACGAGGAGGGCGUCAUGGCAGCACUGCAUGCAAACGGCUGGGAAGUCCUUCAGACAUUCUUGGGUGUACACGACUCGGACGACUCCAAGGCCGUCAUCGAGCUCACGCGCCACGUCGCGCCGCGUUCCUACAUCCGCGGAUGGUACGACGACUACGCCAACGUCAAGGCGCGAGUUCUGCUUCUCGAAGGCGAGGUACACAAUGGUCGCAAGCCCGGGACGAUGCGCUUCACGACUAUCCCCGCGCUGAAGGAGUUCCAGCGCAACGUUCUCUACCACCUUCAGCCGCCUCAGGCCGUGCAGGAUUUGGCUGCUGCUCUCGCGGCGCGUAUGGCGGAGAAGACUGACGGUCGAUUGUGGAUGGGCGCGCACAUGCGCCGCGGUGACUUCGUCACUGCUGGUUGGGCCACCGACAACUCCCCCGAGAACCACAUGCGCGUCGUAAAGGGCCACCUCGCCGGCGGACGCGAGAUCCUCGAGAACCUGGGCGAGAUUCAACCCUACCCCAUCCCUGAGGUCCAGAUCAGCCACGCUCUGCAAACCAGCCCGGCGCCUCAGGCCAGCGACUUCUUCUACGUUGCAACCGACGAGCGGGACCCCGCUGCUCUCGCACACUUCCGCUCGCAAGGCGCUGUACUGCUUCCUGAUCUUCUCACACAGGCGGACCGCCGGACGUUCGGCUGGCCGCUCAUGAUCACCGAUAUUCGUGCGAUCGUCGAGCAGGAGUUGUUGGCGCACUCUGCCUUCUUCACCGGCACGCGCAUCUCUAGUGUUGCGGGUGGUAUCCUCAACAUGCGAGCGGCGCACGGCGCGGAUCGUAGGACUACGUACAUGGAGUGA